Messenger RNA from Juglans microcarpa x Juglans regia, 2083 nucleotides. RefSeq names its product putative pentatricopeptide repeat-containing protein At1g12700, mitochondrial. Lineage: Eukaryota; Viridiplantae; Streptophyta; Magnoliopsida; Fagales; Juglandaceae. The record is from RefSeq and is a predicted model, not a curated record. Gene Ontology annotation, molecular function: protein binding.
AUGGGUCUAGGUUUUGGAACUCCACCUUCUGCUGCUGCCGCUGCUGCUUCUUCUUCUGCUGUUUUGGCAUCAUCGUCUUCUACGAGAGCAGCUCCGAAAGGUAAACUUUCUUCUUUGUUCAGAUACGCACACGAACCCACUACUUCAAAUACUGACUCUUCACAAAAAGAGCCAUGCCCACAUAAAUCCAUUUCGAGCCCCAAAAUUGUACAAAGGAAUCCAUUUUUCGAUGCUCAUGUCCAAAUCCCAGUUGAAAAACUCUUGAAAACCAACUCUAAGUCCAGCAACAUCACUCUUAAUGAAGUGUUGCACCUUUUCGAUCACAUGCUUCGGUUGCAACCAGCUCCACCGACUCCAUCGUUCAAUCAUUUGCUUGGUGCAGUUGCUAGGAAUAAGCAUUAUUCUAUUGUGAUUUCACUUUUCAAAAGAAUGCAGUCAUCUGGGCUGCCUUCUAAUUUUUUUACUCUGAACAUUUUGCUUAAUUGCUUUUGUAAUGUAAAUCGGGUUUGCGACGGUUUUGUUGUUAUGGGUAUUCUGAGGAGGGGUUAUUGUCCCCAUACUGUGACUUAUACAUCUUUGAUUAAGGGAUUGUGUAAAGAGGGUAGGAUUGGUGAGGCAGUCGCGUUAUUUCAAAAAAUGGUCAAGUUGGGUUGUGGGCCUAGUGUGAUUACUUGUGCUUUGAUUAAUGGGUUGUGUCGAACAGGCAAUACAAGUGUUGCACUUGGGUUACAUGAAGAAAUGGUCAGAGGUCAAUUUGGUGCUGAGUGUAAGCCUAAUGUGGUUUCCUAUGGUAUGAUUAUUGAUGGGCUUUGUAAGGAUGGGACAGUAGACAAGGCAAAAGAACUUUACUGGGAAAUGAAGGGAAAGAGAAUUUUUCCGGAUGUGUUUGUUUAUAACUCUCUAAUACAUGGUUUAUGUUGCGAGGGUAAGUGGGAAGAGGCUAAAAGUUUGUUUAACGACAUGGUGGAUCAAAGCAUCCAACCUAAUGUUGUGACGUUUAAUAUGUUGAUUGAUGCGCUUUGCAAUGCAGGGAAGAUGAAAGAAGCAAAUGGGUUGUUUGAAUUGAUGAUUCAAAGAGGGGAGGAUCCUGACAUAGUUACUUACAACACAUUGAUGGAUGGGUUCUGCAUGGUGGGUAGGCUUGGUGAUGCAAGGAAGCUAUUUGAUUCAAUGGCUAGAAAAGGACAUAAACCUAAUGUUGUAAGCUACAAUGUACUGAUCAAUGGAUAUUGCAAGAAUUGGAAGAUGGAGGCAGCUGUGAAUUGCUAUAGGGAAAUGAUUCACAACUUGGUGCCAACUCUUGUUACAUAUUCUAUCAUGAUUCAUGGGUUCUGUAGGGUAAAGGAUUUGGAAAAGGCACAUGAUUUAUUUUUAGAAAUGGAAGAAGGUUGUGCUCCAAAUGUAGUCGUAUAUAAUGCACUUAUGCGCGGUUUCUGCGAGAAUAAUGAGUUGCAAAAGGUGCUUGAACUUCUUCACAAAAUGGUGGAGAGAGAAUUGUCACCCGAUGACUCCACAGUCUCCAUAGUACUAGACUUACUUUCUAAGGAUGAAAAGUAUCGUGAAUGUUUGGAUCUGCUACCAACAUUUCCUACCCAAGAGCCUGGAGGUUGUAAUGAUGGAUUUUCACUAUGAUUUUUACUUACCAAUUCUAUCUUCAAGGUACCUUGGGGGGACAACUCUUACACUAACCAAAAGUUACAAAAUGUGAAGGCUUGUCACUGCACUGUCCAAAAUCCUAAUUCUGACUCUUCUGAAGUAAAGGGGCUUUAAGGGUUUGGUCUAGUGAAGUUGCAUUUGGUAAUUGAUUGGGAUGUUUGUAGGACCACCGAAAUAAGAAGCUUGCCUUAAAAAUGAUUGUAUUGAGCAGGUUGUUUGGGCUGGUGAAUUUAGUAUCUUCAUGCACUUCUGGUUGUAAAUUGCAGCUGACAGAUCCACCUCUAAACAUCUCGCUUCACAAAAUUCAUUUUAGCAUUACUCUUGGUUGAUUGAUGGAUCGACAGGGUCUGUAGUGACACCGCCAACCAUUGGAUCUCUUGUAGCUUUAUGACCCAGGGUAUAUCUAAGGUGUGAAUUCUCUGAUAAU